Molecule: messenger RNA, 1164 nt
Organism: Girardinichthys multiradiatus
Lineage: Eukaryota; Metazoa; Chordata; Actinopteri; Cyprinodontiformes; Goodeidae
Product: tryptase-2-like
Exons: 6
Coding region: 16-993 (325 amino acids)
Biological process (GO): proteolysis
Molecular function (GO): serine-type endopeptidase activity
Source: RefSeq, a predicted model, not a curated record
GACUAAGCUACCAAAAUGUCUGAGACAACGUUCACCAACAUGGGGCUGGAUGAUGGAAUUGAUAGGAGUUUCUCAUCAUCGGCUGAGUGUAUAAAACUCCAAGAGUUUCUGGCAGCCACUGCUCCUCAGAACUCUAUCUCAGCCAUGGCUGUGGGUAAACUGAUCGGUGUGCUGGUUCUGCUCCAAUGCUCUGCAGGUAUAAUGGGAGCUGGACUGAGGAGCUCCAUCAUUGGUGGGGAGAAUGCCCCAAAGGGAAAGUGGCCAUGGUUGGUCUACCUUAACAUCAAGACAGACAAUGGGUUAAGAAAGUGGCACUGCAGUGGCACAAUUAUCAAUAACAACUGGGUGCUGACUGCUGGGCGCUGCUGGGAUGAUGAAUUGUGGUCCAGAUGGGAUCGAACAGGAGUGUGGGUUGGAACAUAUGAGCUGGAAAUGCCAUCUGAACGUUACAUGCAUGUAAAAAACGUUAUCCGUCCAAAUGACUUCAGUGCUGUAGGCAAUGGCUACGUCAAUGACAUUGCACUGAUACAGUUGAGUAAAACUAUAAGAUUCUCUAAGAAUGUUGCUGCAGUGAGAUUGCCCAAGGAAGAGGACACCUUUGAUUCAUCCUCCGAGUGUUGGGUCACAGGCUGGGGUGACGUUGGCAAAGACCCACUGUCAGCUCCAGGAAUUCUUCAGCAGGUAAAGAUUUCAAUCUUGCCUCCAGCAGAUUGUACAGGGACAUAUCCGGAUAUAGUGCAAUCCAAUAACAACGUUAAGAUGGUGUGUGCAGGUGACCCUGCUGGGGGAAAGGACGCCUGCAAUGGCGACUAUGGUGACCCACUCAUGUGUAAUACAGCCAGAGGCUAUGUGCAGGUGGGAAUCAUGAGUUUUGGGAGUCCUGAUGGUUGUGGCAUCCGAGGCCGUCCUAGCAUCUAUACUCAAGUUUCCAGUUACAUGGGUUACAUCAAUGCCUACACCCAUCUUGGUCCUGAAGAAUCAGCUGAAGCCUGAUAUUCCAAGAAGCCAAAGAAGAAUAAUUCGAAGCCUUUUUUAAUCAGUGGAGUUUCUGCCUCACUCUAAAACCUGCCUUUCUAGCUUAUCUCCUCACUCCAAUUAACCCUAGCUGCUCAUUCACUAUGUGUCAAAUAAUACAUCACAUUGCAUUAAAGCUUUGAAGCAUCA